AUGGCCAGCAUGCCUAUCAACGCGGCCGGACAUUUCGUCCAUGGAAACACGGUGGCCCCCGCACACCCCAGUCUGAUGUCCAUGUUCUCUCUCAAGGGCAAGACUGCUAUCGUGACCGGUGCUGGUGCUGGUAUUGGUCUUGCUGUUGCGGAGGGUUUGGCUGAAGCCGGUGCCAACGUUGCCUUCUGGUGGAACAGCAACGCCAAGUGCCCUGAACGAGCAGCAGCAAUUGGUGCUAAGUAUGGUGUCCAGACCAAGGCUUACAAGGUUAACAUCACCGAUGCCGAGGACGUCAAGAAGGCCGUCGACCAGUGCGUGAAGGACUUUAAUGGUCGCCUGGAUGUCUUUAUCGCCAACGCUGGUAUCCCCUGGACUCAGGGUCCUAUGGUGGACGGCCCUCUCAGCCACUACUCGGACGUCGUGGACAUCGAUCUGAACGGUACCUACUACUGCGCCAAGUACGCUUCUUACUACUGGAGGAAACAGAAGGAAGAGGGUGUCGACCUCUUCGGCAACAAGCUCACCAACUUCACCUACGGAAGCUUUGUUGCGACCGCCUCCAUGAGCGGCCACAUCGUCAACUUCCCCCAGUUGCAGGCUGCCUACAAUGCUGCUAAGUCUGGCGUCAUCCACUUGUGCAAAUCCUUCGCUGUCGAAUGGGUCAAGUUCGCUCGCGCCAACACCGUGUCGCCCGGCUACAUCGCAACCGAGAUCUCCAACUUCGUGCCCAAGGAGACCAAGGAUAUCUGGCGGGACAAGAUCCCCAUGGGCCGUGAGGGAGAGGCGGAGGAGCUCAAGGGUGCCUACCUGUACCUCGCGUCGGAUGCCUCCAGCUACACUACGGGGGCGGAUCUCAUUGUGGAUGGUGGCUACUGUGCCCCAUAA
This is a messenger RNA of Aspergillus ochraceoroseus IBT 24754, 885 nucleotides long. Its product is annotated as putative carbonyl reductase. The record is from RefSeq and is a predicted model, not a curated record. Bases 1 to 885 code for a protein of 294 amino acids. The transcript is spliced from 3 exons. NCBI's taxonomy places the organism in Eukaryota, Fungi, Ascomycota, Eurotiomycetes, Eurotiales, Aspergillaceae. Gene Ontology annotation, cellular component: intracellular anatomical structure. Gene Ontology annotation, molecular function: oxidoreductase activity, acting on NAD(P)H, oxygen as acceptor.